CAGAAACCGAUUUCCUUCUAAACCGUCAUGGUUUCUAAAAUUUGAUGACGUUUCCGUGAAAGCUUGUGUAAACCAACACAAUACAAUAUCUCAAAUUAAGCUCGGCUUUUGUAUGGUGUGUUAAUUUGGUCUAUCUCGGUUCGAGUUAAUACGGAAAAUAGAAAUAUGAACCGUUCAUUGGUCCGAUUCGGUUAGUGAAUAAUCCUCAUCCUUUAUACGACGCCGUAUGCAAAACCGUUGGUAUUUUCAUUCUUUCUUCCUCAAGAAGUGCCGUUAGAGAGAGAAAGAAAGAAAGAAUGGAGGGAAAGAAGUUCGGAGCGCAAUCUACCGCUCGUGUGCCGCGGCAGUCGCCACCGGAAGGAUACGUACUGUUUCGCAUUCUCGGCCACGUGUCUCAGGUGGGCGAUGUGAUCGGAAAAGAUGGAAGAGUGAUUAGGCAGCUUAAAGAAUCAACGAAUUCCCAAAUCUGGGUCGAGAAGGCUCCUCUUGAUUCUCUGUACCGUGUCAUCACGAUAAUCGCUGAUGUAGGCUCGACGUCUAGGGUAAAAUUAGGUGUUAUUGUUAAUAAUGCUAGCAACAGGAAGAAGGAGGAGGUGCAAGAACAAGAAGUUGAAGUCUCCAGAGCACAAGGAGCGUUGAUUAGGGUUUUCGAAGCUCUAAAUGUCAGAUUUGGGACUAGUAGUACCGUCUCGUCUAGGCUGUUAAUGGAAGCUUGCCAUGUGGUUACUGUCAUAGGUAAGGGAGGUGAAUUGAUGGAGAUGAUAAGGAAGGAAACUGGUUGUAAUGUUGAAAUAUGCCAAUAUAAUUUACCAAGUUGCGCAGAUCCUGAUGACGUGAUGGUGAAGAUAGAAGGAAACGUUUUUGCAGUGAAGAAAGUUCUAGUAUCCAUAUCCAGUCGUCUGCAAGCUUGUCAGUCGAUUUUUAAGAAAAAGAUGGUAGGGAAUCCUCACAAUAUGCAGACUAACGUGGUUCCACGGGAAGCAUUAUACAGGGCUUCUAAUGUUUUCCAGGGAGAUAUUUCAGUUUCACGACUGAAGCAUAGAGAACUGGAUCCUCUUGAAUCCUUGCAUAGAAAUCUUUCUCAGCCAAGGAAAGAUUCUGAAGAUAAUAAGCAACAAGUGGUUCUGAAGAUACUUUGUUCGAAAGAAAGAAUUGGUCGUGUUAUUGGGAAUGGGCGUGCCACUAUCAGGGAUCUUCAAAGUGAGACAGGUGCCUUUAUAACCUUGGGAAGUAAUCGUCUUGACUGUGAUGAAGGCUUAUUUACAAUUACUGCAUCAGAGGACCCUAAUGCCAAAAACUCCCCAUCCCAGAGAGCUUUAGUUCUUGUUUUCUCUAAAAUGUAUGAGAAUACCACUGCAAAAGUCCUAGACAGUGGCUUAACGUCAUCUAUCACUGCACGGCUUGUGGUCCGCUCAAAUCAGAUUAAUUGUUUGAUGGGAGAAGAGGGGCAUAUAAAAUCUACAAUACAGCAAAGAACUGGUGCUUUUAUAACUGUAUUGAACGUUGAGCAGAACCCAAAAUGUGUUUCAGAGAACAAUCAAAUUGUGCAGAUUUCAGGAGCGUUCCCAAAUGUGAAAGAAGCUAUAAACCAAGUUACCAGUAUGCUACGAGAGGAUCUUAUCAACCAAUCCUUCCAAAUGGGGUCUCAUUUUCCAGUUAACUAUUUCAAUCCUUGCAUAAGACCAGAAGAUUCAUUUCCUAAUUGGUUCAGUCCUACUACUGGAUAUGCUCCAAAUUUUGGUCAAGUUUCAUUUCCGUUGUGGGCGUCACCGCCACCUGCUGCUCCAAGAAAUGUAAAUGAUGGAAGUGGAGGAUUAUCUUCUACAAGAGAUAGAAACAAAAUUGUGCAAUAUAGAGUUUCAGAACAUGAUGUGAGCUCUGUGUUUGGAUAUGGAAAGGAUGGUCACAAUCGUCUACAGAAGAGUCUGAGAGAGAUAUCGGGUGCGUUUGUGUCACUCCUUGAACCUUAUCCAGGAAGAAUGAUGGAUAUGACCAUUUGCAUAUCUGGGACACCUGAUCAAAUCCAAGCAGCAGAAAACCGUCUUCACGCCUUUUUUCCUCAGAUAAAGCAGGGUGGAUAAGUAGAACACUCAACCUGAACUAGAACCCAAUCUUUUUCAUCCACUAGAGAAAUAAAAAGAGCUUUUCAUCUAUUUCUUUGUGUCAUUCAGUCUUUUCAUUUUCUUGUUAGGGAUCUUUUUUGACUCUUUGUACAAUUGUAUUUUCAUGAACCACUUUGAUUGAGUUAGUCUAAUGUCUUCUUUAAUAUUCCCCUUUUUUUUUAUGUUAAUCACAUUAGACACAUGAAAUUGAGAUUUGAUUGAAUGAAAAACUUAUAUCUUAAUUCCAUGUACUCUAUCAGUGGAUUAUUAUUGCUGGAACUUACUCCAACAAUCGAAUUACAGUAGACUAAUUUUGGUCAAGUGGUGUUAAGAAUACAGAACCUUUUCUGUUAAGUUUCAAAACAGAGGCUAAUUGGGACAUUAACAAGGUCAGACUGAAUUGGGUUUUGGACACAUCAUAGU
Messenger RNA from Arabidopsis lyrata subsp. lyrata, 2525 nucleotides. Its product is annotated as KH domain-containing protein HEN4. The record is from RefSeq and is a predicted model, not a curated record. The transcript has 6 exons. The coding region runs from base 297 to 2081 and encodes 594 amino acids. Gene Ontology annotation, biological process: regulation of gene expression. Gene Ontology annotation, cellular component: cytoplasm; nucleus. Lineage: Eukaryota; Viridiplantae; Streptophyta; Magnoliopsida; Brassicales; Brassicaceae. Gene Ontology annotation, molecular function: mRNA binding.